AUGGCGGAUUUAUUCAGAAAACCGAAGCGGAAAAUUCAGAAGCGAAAAAUCGAUACGGAGGAGGAGGACAUUGAUGAGGAAGAAUCCUCGCGCGUCUCCGACAUUCGUGAUCUACAACGCUCCCGUGAGCGAAAAAACGGUCUAACCGAGCUGGAGUGUGCCGUCGGAAUCACGAAAGCAGCGGCAUUGGAAGACGGAAUUCAGAUGACGGGCGGUGGGAUGAUGAUGACGGCGAAAAAGAAGGCGGCGAUGGAAGCGGCGUCGAUUGAGCACGGACUUCGAGAUCAAUUCGAGAAAGAGACGAUGUUGCGAGAUGAACAUGAGGAGUUGAGAAAGUAUAUAGAUGAUGGAUUGACUCAUUACACGAAGGAUAAUUCUUCGAAUUCCACACAGAAAACUGAAAAAGAGCCGAAGAUUCAGAGCACUUCAUCCAAAUUCUCCUCGUUGAACGCAGACGAUCGUGACGUGGAACUUCUGAAAGAGGCGGCGACGAAAGUGAGAGCGAAUCAGGGGAAAAAGGAGACAGAACUGCUCUCGGAGCAUAUGUUGGCUGGAAUUCCAGAGGUCGACUUGGGUAUCAGCACUCGUAUCACUAAUAUUUUGGAGACGGAGAAGAAAAAGAGGUUUUUGUUGCAAAAAUCGGCGGCGGAGGCUGCGGGACUGCCGGCGCCGUUGGAGGAGAGUGGAGAGUCGAAGCCGAAGCAUCGGAGACGUUUUAAUAAUCAACGGCGACCAUUUUGA
This is a messenger RNA of Caenorhabditis remanei, 741 nucleotides long. RefSeq lists its product as uncharacterized. Gene Ontology annotation, biological process: mRNA splicing, via spliceosome. The transcript has 2 exons. Gene Ontology annotation, cellular component: spliceosomal complex. Lineage: Eukaryota; Metazoa; Nematoda; Chromadorea; Rhabditida; Rhabditidae. Bases 1 to 741 code for a protein of 246 amino acids. The record is from RefSeq and is a predicted model, not a curated record.